UUUCAUCUUCAACGUCAUUCGAUAUGGAAGAAGGUUGUUAGACUUCACCAGACUCCACCAUUUUGUUUAAUGAGCUAAAUCUUUACGAACGACUGUUUCGAAAUAUGUUAGGUUGGUGGAUUCCAAAUAUUAUAAUAGGUCUACUCAUACGACUGUUUUAGUAGAUAGCGUUCAGCAUUUUAAACAGAAUUCUUUUAAGAAAUCCUCUGCUCGUCAAGAAUGAGUAUUUCCAUUCAGAUUCCUCGGUAGCAUCGGGGAAAAUUCAGACUGAUUCUGUGCUGAAAAUCAGGGAAAUAUCAUUAAUGAAAUAGGUUGUGACAUACCAACUUCAUCGUUUAUAUAAAUAACAAAGGUUGGUGUCAAGAACCAUCCCUACGUCAUCGAAUGAUUCCAUACAUAAGGGCAUAUACUUUGUCAAGGAAUGAAGAUUGAACUCGCCUUGUCUAUAUUUCUCCUGAUUCAAUCUUCAACAUCAUUUAUCAUUAAUUGAUGCGGAUGCCUUCUUUGUGAUUGAAAAUGAUGAACUCCUUCACGACAGAUUGAAUCGUCUCAUCCCGUUUCUUGUCAACAAAAGAGAGGCAAAUUCUCGGAAGAAUCCGACCCAUUUCGGCACACCUUGACAACUCCUCCAAGAUGCCAUCAAUUGAUUGGGGUAUCCAAGGAACAUCGUCCCCAGGUCAUACGCAUGCUGAUGACUCGGACCAACCUUUCAUGCUACUCACUACCAAGAAACACCUUAUACGCCCUUACAGUAGCAGUCACAUUCAAGCGUCGCUUCGAAGACAUGAUCGCGACGCGGUCAUCCCGCGGAGCCGGACGGCGGUUAGAAGAACGACCGCGGUGAACGGAGGGAUGAGACCUUUGGCGGGAAAUUAUCGUGCAGCUUCUGCGGCAGCUUCACUUCGUGUUUCUCCAAUGAAGACCCGUGUGAGAAGUGCCAACUGUAAGAGCAAUGUCGUUACCGAUGAUGAACUGGAGAUCGACUACCGGAGGAUAGAAGACGAAGACCCCGAUCGCAUGACCGAGUCUGACGUCUACCAGGAAGUCAGAAAACUCAAGACACAGAAUAAUUACGAGCACGAAUCGCUCCGCGGUGGUAUAUCGCCCUCUAUCGUCCAAGCAUCGAAAAAGUUACAAACCAGCAAGUGCGCCGGCGUGACGGUCGUUCGGAUCGGUUCACAGUACCACGAUGGCUUAAAGGUCACAGGAGUACCAAUAAAGAUUAAUAUGGAUUUGAUGCAGAAAGAUGAAGACGUCCUAUCUGAAUGCAGUAUCCCAUCUGAAGAUAUUUGCGAAUGCCCUAAUUGCCGCGAUAAGAAAGCGACACAAGAACUACGUGAUCAAGAACUUGAUGAUACACUAUUAAAAAGUGACGAGUCAAUGUUAAUGGUAGUAUCAAAGUCACUCGGUGUCACCUCCCCAGUCAAGAGACCGAGCUCUAAUACUCAACAUAAUAGAAGAAGCUAUAGCAAAGAUGUUGUGCCAGCUCAAGCCCACAAGGAUAAGAACAGUGAGAGACCCAUCCCGAGGUCCAAAAGCGCAAGAACCCAAGUUUACUCUCCUUCAACACUAAAGAUUGACUCAGAUAGCUUGCCAGUCGUAUCAUCCCGCUCGAUCACUGGUCCGAGGAUACGAUACGAGGUCACCUCCUCUCUCAGCACGAAGGCUGUCGAAGAUGAUAACGACUCGGUCAUUUCCGGAAGUGGAGACUAUCUCAACAAGCAAAUCGAAGCAGUUGCGAAAGCCCAGGACACGAUCGAACACUACCCGAAUGUUGACGAACGGCCGAAGAUGAGUUCCGAGAUUCCGAUAUUUUCGUGGCGCCCAGCCUUGAAAGACAUUCUCCGCAGUAAAUCAGUUUCGCUGCGCCGACGAUCAAUGGGAUGCAUAUACGCAGACUCGACGUCUCCAGCGAAAUGCUUGAAACAUGGUAAAAAGUGUCCUGAAAUCCCUAAAACUGUUGAAGACAAUGUUACAAGCGGAGGUCCCUCAUCCUACGUGUGGAGUCGGGGCAGACGACUCAACAUUAGUAUCGAUAUGCGAUCGAUUCGAUUACCCCCUAUUUUGAGCUACAGCCAAAGAUCUGCGGAAGGUCCAUCGGAUUGUGCGGCUUGCGUAGCAGGUGUUUCGUGCUAAUACGGUGAUCAUCAUUGAUUAAACUGGCUUUAUGAAAUUUUGAGAAU
Messenger RNA from Lytechinus variegatus (green sea urchin), 2183 nucleotides. RefSeq lists its product as uncharacterized. Lineage: Eukaryota; Metazoa; Echinodermata; Echinoidea; Temnopleuroida; Toxopneustidae. The record is from RefSeq and is a predicted model, not a curated record. The transcript is spliced from 2 exons. Bases 634 to 2136 code for a protein of 500 amino acids.